Molecule: messenger RNA, 1598 nt
Organism: Zingiber officinale
Lineage: Eukaryota; Viridiplantae; Streptophyta; Magnoliopsida; Zingiberales; Zingiberaceae
Product: very-long-chain enoyl-CoA reductase-like
Exons: 4
Coding region: 100-1032 (310 amino acids)
Biological process (GO): very long-chain fatty acid biosynthetic process
Molecular function (GO): oxidoreductase activity, acting on the CH-CH group of donors
Source: RefSeq, a predicted model, not a curated record
UCGUCAUGCCCUGCUUGUGAUCUGCUCCUGGCCUCCUGCCUUGCCAACUUCUUUUCUUCCUCGUCUCACGUCUGUGGGCACGGUCGGAGGCAGAGAAGGAUGAAGGUAACCCUUGUGUCUCGCAGUGGGAGGGAGGUCAUCAAGGGUGGGAUUGAACUCGCCGAUGAGGCUACUGUGAACGAUCUACAGGAAGCUAUACAUGCUCGAAUUAAAAAAUACUAUCCUUCGAGACAGCGCCUUACCCUUCCAUUUCUUGCUGGAAGUAAAGGAAAACCAACUGUGCUUAUUCCAAAGAAUAAAUUGGCAGACUAUUGCGAUGGGAAUACCAACAACCUAACUGUUGUUUUCAAGGAUUUAGGCGUACAAGUUUCUUAUAGCACUCUUUUCUUCUGGGAGUAUUUGGGCCCCCUAAUUAUCUACCCCAUCUGCUACUACUUUCCAGUGUACAAGUACUUUGGUUAUGAGGGUGAGCGAGUUGUUUACCCAGUCCAGACAUAUGCUUUGUACUAUUGGUGCUUCCAUUAUUUCAAGCGUAUCAUGGAGACUUUCUUCAUUCAUAGAUUCAGCCAUGCAACUUCACCUCUCUCCAAUGUAUUCAGAAACUGUGCCUAUUACUGGACUUUUGGAACAUACAUUGCCUACCAUGUGAAUCAUCCACUGUAUACACCUGUCAGUGAUCUGCAAAUGAAGAUUGGCUUCACAUUUGGGUUGAUUUGCCAAAUUUCAAACUUGUACUGCCAUCUCAUUUUGAGGAACCUCAGAAGCCCUAGUGGUAAUGGUGGUUACCAGAUUCCUGGUGGGUUUUUGUUCAACAUAGUAACUUGCGCAAACUACACCACAGAGAUCUACCAGUGGCUUGGUUUCAAUAUUGCCACUCAAACAAUAGCAGGUUAUGUGUUCCUCAUAGUGGCUACACUCAUUAUGACUAACUGGGCCUUUGCAAAGCACUGGCGGCUCAAGAAGUUAUUUGAUGGAAAAGAGGGGCGGCCUAGGUAUCCAAGACGUUGGAUAAUACUUCCUCCGUUCAUCUAAGCUGCAGAAAUUUGGGGGUUCGGUUCUUCUCAAAUUUCAAUAUUUCAAGCAGAUCAUUUCAUGGAAGUAUCAAAGUUCUUUUAGAAUGUAAGCAGUCGUAGUCAACUGGAAUAUGUGCUUGCUAUGUACACCUGGAAUUUCUUCUUUCAUCACACAUUCAACUUCAGUUUUUUAUCGCUGAUUUUUAUGUUUAGAUCGAACUUCUAUCUACUCCUUGUAGGUUUUUAGGCAGUGAAAAUUGUACGGUCUGCAUUGCAAAUUCUGCAUAGGUGUGAACAAAUUACAUAUCAAAUGUAAACUUCUAUUUUGUAGAAUUUGAUGACUGUAUAUGCUGAUGCUGUGAAGGGGAGCCUUGGUGCAACGGUAAAGUUGUUGUCAUGUGAUCAAAAAGUUACGAGUUCGAAUCCUGAAAAUAAUCUCUUGCAAAAAAUAGAGUAAGAUUGCGUACAAUGGAUAUUUCUUUGGGAUCCCGCAUGACUGAAACAUUGUGCACCGGACUGUCCUUUAUAUGCUGAUGCUGUGCAGUUUCACAACCCAAAAAUGAGCAAUGAUCCAAAUUAUGCUUU